GUUGCCAGCAAAUGUGGCCACUAUAUGUCAAGAAUUCUAAAGCCAUAGGAGAGUGAGAAGAACAACUUUAGUGAGGAUGCCCAGCUGUUUCAUAGAAACCCCAGCUCAUUUCUCUUGGAAAGAAAGUUAUUACCGAUCUGCCAUGUCCCAGAGCACACAGACAAGUGAAUUCCUCAGUCCAGAGGUUUUCCAGCAUAUCUGGGAUUUUCUGGAACAGCCUAUAUGUUCAGUUCAACCCAUUGACUUGAACUUUGUGGAUGAACCAUCAGAAAAUGGUGCAACAAACAAGAUUGAAAUUAGCAUGGACUGUAUCCGCAUGCAAGACUCAGACCUCAGUGACCCCAUGUGGCCACAGUACACGAACUUGGGGCUCCUGAACAGCAUGGACCAGCAGAUUCAGAACGGCUCCUCAUCCACUAGCCCCUACAACACAGACCAUGCGCAGAACAGCGUCACGGCGCCCUCGCCCUACGCGCAGCCCAGCUCCACCUUUGAUGCCCUCUCACCAUCACCUGCCAUUCCCUCCAACACAGACUACCCAGGCCCGCACAGCUUCGACGUGUCUUUCCAGCAGUCGAGUACCGCCAAGUCGGCCACCUGGACGUAUUCCACAGAGCUGAAGAAGCUAUACUGCCAAAUCGCGAAGACAUGCCCCAUCCAGAUCAAGGUGAUGACCCCUCCUCCCCAGGGCGCUGUUAUCCGUGCCAUGCCUGUCUACAAGAAAGCUGAGCAUGUCACUGAGGUGGUGAAGCGGUGCCCCAAUCAUGAGCUGAGCCGAGAAUUCAAUGAGGGACAGAUGGCUCCUCCUAGUCAUUUGAUCCGAGUAGAAGGGAACAGCCAUGCCCAAUAUGUAGAAGACCCCAUCACAGGAAGGCAGAGUGUACUGGUACCUUAUGAGCCACCUCAGGUUGGCACUGAAUUUACCACUGUCCUGUAUAAUUUCAUGUGCAACAGCAGCUGUGUCGGCGGGAUGAACCGUCGUCCAAUUUUAAUCAUUGUUACUCUGGAAACCAGAGAUGGGCAAGUCCUGGGCCGCCGUUGCUUUGAGGCCCGGAUCUGCGCUUGUCCGGGAAGAGACAGGAAGGCAGAUGAAGACAGCAUCCGAAAACAGCAAGUUUCGGACAGUACAAAGAAUGGUGAUGGUACGAAGCGCCCUUUUCGUCAGAAUACACAUGGCAUCCAGAUGACAUCCAUCAAGAAACGAAGAUCUCCAGAUGAUGAGCUUCUGUACUUACCAGUGAGAGGCCGUGAGACUUAUGAGAUGCUGUUGAAGAUCAAAGAAUCCCUGGAGCUCAUGCAGUACCUUCCUCAGCACACAAUUGAAACCUACAGGCAGCAGCAACAGCAGCAGCACCAGCACUUACUUCAGAAACAGACCUCGAUGCAGUCUCAGUCUACAUAUGGUAACAGCUCCCCACCUCUGAACAAAAUGAACAGCAUGAACAAGCUGCCUUCCGUGAGCCAGCUUAUCAACCCUCAACAGCGCAACGCCCUCACUCCCACCACCAUGCCAGAUGGCAUGGGAGCCAAUAUUCCCAUGAUGGGCACCCACAUGCCAAUGGCUGGAGACAUGAAUGGCCUCAGUCCCACCCAGACCCUCCCUCCCCCACUCUCCAUGCCUUCCACCUCCCACUGCACCCCCCCACCUCCGUACCCCACAGAUUGCAGCAUUGUCAGUUUCUUGGCAAGGUUGGGCUGUUCAUCAUGUCUGGACUAUUUCACGACCCAAGGGCUGACCACCAUCUAUCAGAUUGAGCAUUACUCCAUGGAUGAUUUGGCAAGUUUAAAGAUCCCUGAGCAAUUCCGACAUGCCAUCUGGAAGGGAAUCCUUGACCACCGACAGCUUCACGACUUCUCCUCACCUCCCCAUCUUCUGCGGACCCCAAGCAGUGCUUCUACUGUCAGCGUGGGAUCCAGUGAGACCCGUGGCGAGCGUGUGAUAGAUGCUGUGCGCUUUACUCUCCGCCAGACCAUCUCCUUCCCACCCCGGGAUGAAUGGAAUGACUUCAACUUUGACAUGGAUGCCCGUCGCAACAAGCAACAGCGCAUCAAAGAGGAAGGGGAGUGAACCACCUGGUGUCAGCUCUUCUGUCCUCUUCCUACUGCCCACCCUCAUCAAGGCACUCCUGCUGCUUGGUCUUCAAAGCAUUCUCCCUAGGUCUUCCCUCUUCCUCUCAGUCUGAUUUCUUAAGGGAAGGAGAAGUAAGAGGCUACCUCUUAACCUAAAAAUCUGAGCUGGCAUCUGAGUUUGAUUCUGGCUUUAAGCCUUGAAAACUAUUGCUUGCAGACUGAGUUGUCACAACUAGAUAGAAGUAAGCAAAAAGGCAGUGGGCGUCUCCUUAUGCUGCAGAGAUCUCUCAUUGACUUUUAUAAAGAAUUUUCACUCUUAUAGUCUAAGACUAUAUGUAUAUAUAUAAAUAAAUAAAUGUAUAAAUAUACAGUAUAUAUAUUUUGGUGUGGGAACACUGAAUAUUGUUUAAAAUGUAAUUUAAGUCAUGGAAAUUGAUUUGCACUUACUUUUUAAAAAAAUUUACUUGUUUUCCAUUUCUUGUCUACACCCCUUUUGUCAGGGUUAUCAUGACUGGUGACACAUUUGUAGAACCUGAAGCUCCAUGGAUGCUAAACACCAUAUCAAACCUUUGAUAAAUCCAGCUGAACUUUCCAUGGUUGACCUGUGGUCAGACUGUAUAUAUAUGUACAUGGUUCUCUGUGAUGAUUUACUGUAUAUUACUGGCGUCCUUUCAAGGGAUGUUAGUUCACUUUGUAGUUGUAAGAAACACCUAAGGGAAGGACUUCUUUUGCCUUUGUUUGAGAAUAAGGAAUGAGGGUUAUUCAUAAAAUUCCUGAAGGUCCUUGGGAUUGAGUUCCAAACAACUGGUACAAUGUACCUGGGCACAUCAGAAGUCUUCUCAAAUUUCAAUGCCAAACACAUUAAUACUUAUUGAAAACAUGUUUUCUACCAUCAUAGAAGCCUUAAGACUAAAUUUCACUACUAGGUUGACCAACGUAUAUAGAGGUAUGGCUCCAGUUUAGUUGGUGCGGAUAAAUGAUCUAGUUCACACAGUAAAAUUGUAGCAUAUGCUAAGACUGU
Perognathus longimembris pacificus (Pacific pocket mouse) is the source of this 3091-nucleotide messenger RNA. RefSeq names its product tumor protein p63 (gene Tp63). The record is from RefSeq and is a predicted model, not a curated record. Bases 77 to 2068 code for a protein of 663 amino acids. Gene Ontology annotation, cellular component: nucleus. The transcript has 14 exons. Lineage: Eukaryota; Metazoa; Chordata; Mammalia; Rodentia; Heteromyidae. Gene Ontology annotation, biological process: regulation of transcription by RNA polymerase II; apoptotic process; protein tetramerization. Gene Ontology annotation, molecular function: RNA polymerase II cis-regulatory region sequence-specific DNA binding; DNA-binding transcription factor activity, RNA polymerase II-specific; protein binding.